Molecule: messenger RNA, 951 nt
Organism: Alternaria arborescens
Lineage: Eukaryota; Fungi; Ascomycota; Dothideomycetes; Pleosporales; Pleosporaceae
Exons: 1
Coding region: 1-951 (316 amino acids)
Source: RefSeq, a predicted model, not a curated record
AUGUAUGGAACGACUUUGCUAAAGAGAAGCACAAGUGUGGAUCCCGACCAGGUCAGGAUCAUGCAAGGAUUCGCAUCCCUCCAUCUAGAAUCGCAGUUCCUAGGGACAAGCUCGCCGGGCAUUGACAUCCUCGUGCAGUCUUCUGUGGAAGAUGUGCCGUCACGCACCUUCCAAUCGAUUGAAGAAGCUCGAUACUCGUUGAACAAACUUGUUCACGCUAUCCUUCUCAUCUCGCGGCGUUUCCUCCGGAUAACAGCAACGGAGCGUGAGGAUCAACUGAGAAGGCUUGACAUCCACAAUCAGGCACUAUGCUUACUCCAGGACUGGCUGAAAACGUACAAGUCUACAAAUUUUUGCGUGACGAAGAAGGAUCGCGACUGCCAAGUUGGACACACAAUACUACUCAAUCAUUACGAAAUGGCACUCAUCAUGUGGGGUCACAUAGGCUGCACCUCAGAAUCCGGGUAUGAGUUCCAUACUGCAAAGUUCCUCGCCAUACUGGAGCAUUCAGUGGAAAUCUGGCACUUGUUGCCUUCACUGUCUGCAGCCCAGAGCACUAGUAUUGGCGACAACUUGGCUACUCCGUUGUUCUUUACAGCUCUCAAAUGUCGCGACCGCCGCAUUCGAUUACAAGCCGUCAGAUUACUCAACACCAUCCCCUUCAGCCAGGGCGGCUGGAGCUGCCUGUUGAUGUCCAAGAUUGCAGCAGAAAUUGUGACAUUGGAGCAAGAUGCUUCCACCGAUCGCUUCCUGAAAGACGGCUUUGAUGUCACUGACACUCAGACUUUUGCUGGCGUUGAGACUUCCCCUCACUCAUCUUCGAAACUGAUUCAUGACGUACGGAUAAGUUCUUGGGAUACGUCAACUGAUACAGUUAGCCUUCGUUGUCAGCGAUGGACCGAUGAUGGCGGAGUGAUAACAUUCUAUCAUGAUAUGAUUAUCUCCCGGUAG